CCUCCCGUCCUGCAGCGCGGCGGGAGCGCGCCCCCGCCGCCCGCGCAGAGGAUCUCCGUCCGUGAAGGAUGUCAGACCGGUGAAGAAGUUGGGAGGAAACGCUGCAGAGGAGGCGCGCGCGGUUUUCUUUUGGAACCGGGUUCUCCGUCACGAUCAGAUGCGGUUCCUUACGUCCCUCACAGCGUCUGGAACUGGAUCUGUGAAGCAGCAGAUGACGUCCUCCUGGAUCCGGACUCGGCCAACCCCAACCUGCUCCUCUCCAGCGACGAGAAGCGCCUGAGGUGCGGCCUGGAGCGCCGCGACGUGUCUCCGUGUCCGCAGCGCUUCGACGGCUGGUGGUGCGCCGUGGGGAGGGAGGGCUACGCCUCCGGGCGCCACUACUGGGAGGUGGAGGUGGGCGAGCGGGACUGGCGUCUGGGCGUGGUCAAAGCGUCGGCCGUCAGGCAGGGCUUCCGGCCUCUGAACGCGGAGACCGGGUACCUGACCCUGCGCCUGGAGAGGGGCUCGGAUCUGAAGGCGCUGACGGUGCCCCCCACCCUCCUGCCGAAGCACCUGGCGCCCAGGAAGGUGGGCGUGUACCUGGAUUACGAGGAGGGCCAGCUGUCCUUCUACGACGUGGAGAAGCGCUCUCACCUGUUCACCUACAACGAGAGCUUCUCCGAGGAGCUGUUCCCGCUCUUCGGCACGGUGGAGGUGGUCAGGGACCUGGUGGUGAGGGCGGCGGGGGUCAGGGAGCCCUGCCUCUGCCCCGGGCCCUGCCUGUGGACCUGAUGGUUCUGAUCCACUGGGGUUCACCUGCAGAGAAGCCUUCAGGCGCCUGCUUCAGCCUCCACAGCUUCAUCCAAACCCAACCGACUGUAAAUAUUCAGUCACUCAUUGAUGCAAAGGUUUUUUUAAUUCAAACUUUAUUGAGAUCAGAGACAGAAGACGAUGCAUGCUGAUGAGACGUGAAGCUCUGUAACCCCUGAGUCUUUCCUCAGAUUAACAAACUGCAUCCAUGACACAUUUCUGAAAGCUGUGAAUCAUUUUCUGUUUUGCUAAAAUAAACUUGGUACAAAUAUUAAA
Oryzias melastigma (Indian medaka) is the source of this 1065-nucleotide messenger RNA. RefSeq lists its product as uncharacterized. The record is from RefSeq and is a predicted model, not a curated record. Gene Ontology annotation, molecular function: protein binding. Lineage: Eukaryota; Metazoa; Chordata; Actinopteri; Beloniformes; Adrianichthyidae.